Messenger RNA from Aethina tumida (small hive beetle), 1615 nucleotides. RefSeq names its product achaete-scute homolog 1a-like (gene Ash). Gene Ontology annotation, molecular function: protein dimerization activity; RNA polymerase II transcription regulatory region sequence-specific DNA binding; DNA-binding transcription factor activity, RNA polymerase II-specific. NCBI's taxonomy places the organism in Eukaryota, Metazoa, Arthropoda, Insecta, Coleoptera, Nitidulidae. The transcript has 2 exons. Gene Ontology annotation, biological process: regulation of neurogenesis; neuron differentiation; positive regulation of transcription by RNA polymerase II. Gene Ontology annotation, cellular component: RNA polymerase II transcription regulator complex. Bases 348 to 1118 code for a protein of 256 amino acids. The record is from RefSeq and is a predicted model, not a curated record.
GAUGCACGAUGUGUGGAGAUAAAUCGCGCGGGCGGCGUGCCCGAAAUUGAAGCCGCCCGAGAUCAAGAGCAAGGGAGUGCGGCGCACGGAUCGCCAGUCCGUUGCCCAUUGAGCGUCCUGCACAGCUUCCGGCCCAGUGCCACUCUCCAGCAUCGCCGCUCGGAAACCUUCGGACGUGCGUCCCAACGCGGCACGCGAUACAACCCCCACCGUUGUGGCCCUUGGUAGUGGGGGUACCGGGCGCAGCAUACAAAGAGCUUCACCACCGCCCGUUCGAAUCAUACCUUCGGUAGCCUUCAAUUCGAAAACGUGCUUCGUACUCUUUAUCCGCCACCGCACGCGUCUCCAUGGCUCUUGCUAUGCACACCAUGACCCUAGGACAACAGAACAAGAUGUACAGCGUGAUGCAGCCCCAACAGAACUGUGUUAUUGUGUCGGCGCCGCAGCAGAAGACCGUCAUCUCGGGCAAGAGGCCCUUGGCGCCGGCCCCUGAAAGGUCCACCGUCUUGGUACAGAACAACAACGAUUUACGUUGCAAGAGGAAAAUCCAAUUCGUUCCGUACGGCGCUCCGACACAGCAGCCCGCUUCGGUUGCCAGAAGAAACGCCCGCGAAAGAAAUCGUGUGAAACAAGUGAACAACGGAUUCGCAACCUUAAGGUCGCACAUCCCCGCAAGUGUUGCUCAGGCCUUGUCGCCGCAAAGUGCUUCGCAAGGAAGGGGUGCCUCCAAGAAACUGUCCAAAGUAGAAACUCUUCGCCUCGCAGUCGAAUACAUCAGAUCUCUUCAGCAAAUGAUCGACGAUCACGAAAGCGACCUGGGCAACGGAUCAGUAAUCAGUGAUAACUCCAGUGUAGACAACAGAUACUACACGUCCAGUCCGACUUCCACAACCUCGUCGCAAUUGUACAACAACUACCCUAUUUUACUGCCCACACCGACAUGCUCAGAAGCCUCAGCCUCACCCACACCCUCCCACAGUUCAGAAAGCUCAUUCUCCGCUCACUCGAGUUACACCAACACCUUAUACCACCAAACCGAGAACUACGAAAACUACGACCCAAAGAGUCCCGAAGACGAGGAACUCUUGGACGCGAUAUUCUCCUGGCAACAAGAAUAACAAAUUUCACGAUUUUGUCAUGACAAAAGAGGCCAGUUUGAAAAAUUAUAAUCAAAAAUGGAAAUCCUGCCCCUGCAAUCCAGUGCCUUCUAGAAGAGUCUAGUGAUAUCUACAAAAUAUUUUUUGAAGAUCUGUUUUUUAGAGUUUUUAUAUGAAGUUGUCUAGUCAUUGUUUGUACAUAAAAAAUGUAUAUAUUGUUUAUAUAGUUAAGAUUAUUAUAUUUUAGUGUUGUACAACAUUCCACAAUAGGUAUUGUUAAGUUUAGAUGUUUGCAAUACGAAACAAAUUACUCGCGCUAAAGUUAUUUUUUUACAAAAAAUAUCGUACUGAUUAUUAAAUUGUUUAUAUACUUUUAUACGAGUCUCUCAAUUUCCUUAGUUAGUAAACGUAAGUCCACAACUUACAAGAAACCAAUGCUGUUCCAUGACUUAAGUUAUUUGUAAAUAUAUUUUUAUAAACAUUGCAUUUUUUGCAAUAUUGUACUGAAAUAAACUAAG